AUGGGCUGCAGCUUCAAGCGCGUGGCCCUGGCCUUGGUGCUCUUCCACCAGCUGCUCCUCUUCCUCUACUUCAUGGGUGUACUGGACCUGAACUCCGACCAACCGGCGCCACAGCCACUCAGCACUCCCACUACUCCAGGCCUAAGCAGAUCAAAGGGCAUGACCGAACGACGGCCGGUCGUGUGCCACCCGGAGGUGUGCGAGGGCAUGUGCGAUGAGGCGUGCGGGCAGACGCCCAAGAUCACGCGCGAGUGCCGUGGCGACGAGUGCCGCGCCGAGCACCCGCAACUCAUCCACAAGGUCGAGCUUUCGUACCCGGCCUUUACGAUGAGGAUGCCGUCAUUUGUGGACCCCGAGCUCGAAGCCCUCUUCCUCAGCGUCGGCGCUGUGAAGAACACCUACAUGGUCGAGCACGGUCAGUGCCCGUCGCCACAGGCUCGGGAGGGCGAGAACAGGUGCGAAAUCAUCGGCGCGUUCAACAAGAGUAGGGAACUGGUGUUCACGCACGCGCGCUACAUCUACGGUGAGAUCGCCGUGAUCAAAGACGGCGUGUGGAGCGGCAAGCCCGACGACACGUUCGGUCAGUUCGAGUGUUGGGAGAAGGCCGACUUCCGAUGGAUCGCCCAAGGGAAAGCGGCAGCAAAGCGGCCCACCAAGUCGUUUAAGAAGGCGGUGGUGAUGCUGACGCCCGUCACCGGGGGCGCCUACUACCAACACUUCAUCGACCGCGGGUGGUCCAAACUGAUCCAAGCCUGGAUCCUGGUGUCGCCCGGGUUCAAGAGGCACCCCAACGUGGAGCGCCUGUGGGAGCGCUUCGGCAUGAAGGACCGCCUGGUGUACGUGAACCCCAAGGACACGGUCUACGCAGAAGAGCGCGCCCAACGACGACUCGGGGUCGACCCCGACGUGCCGCUCGACAAGCGAAAGAAGAUCGUCUACUUCACUCGCAAGGGGAAAUCGAGACAAGUACUGAACGAGGACGAACUGGUGGCGGGCAUCCGGACGUGGCUGAAGGACAACAAGCGGCCCGAAGAGCUGCUCGUGUUCGAGAGCGAGGACUGGCCCGACCUGGACAAACUCAUCCAUUUCUUCAACCAAGAGGUGGUGGCUGUGGUGGGACCGCACGGUGGUGCCUUCUACAACGCGCUGUUUUGCGCCCGAAAGACGCUCGUCAUCGAGUUCUUCCCCAUCAGCAUGAGAGGCGACGCGUACCGCUGGCCCGAGUGCAUCUGGUGGCCCUCCCACUUUCUGGGCUUCCGCUACUACCAGGUCCCGAUCCGCACCAAGUCAGCCGCCGUCAACGUGCAGCCCCAUCUUGUCACCGACAUCCUCCGCCACGAGCUUCCCCAUGCCCCACCAUCAUCAUGA
This is a messenger RNA of Acanthamoeba castellanii str. Neff, 1368 nucleotides long. RefSeq lists its product as uncharacterized. Bases 1 to 1368 code for a protein of 455 amino acids. NCBI's taxonomy places the organism in Eukaryota, Discosea, Longamoebia, Acanthamoebidae. Gene Ontology annotation, molecular function: glycosyltransferase activity. The transcript is spliced from 12 exons. The record is from RefSeq and is a predicted model, not a curated record.